This is a messenger RNA of Acomys russatus (golden spiny mouse), 875 nucleotides long. RefSeq names its product transmembrane and coiled-coil domains 1 (gene Tmco1). NCBI's taxonomy places the organism in Eukaryota, Metazoa, Chordata, Mammalia, Rodentia, Muridae. The transcript is spliced from 7 exons. The record is from RefSeq and is a predicted model, not a curated record. Gene Ontology annotation, biological process: endoplasmic reticulum calcium ion homeostasis. Bases 152 to 718 code for a protein of 188 amino acids. Gene Ontology annotation, cellular component: endoplasmic reticulum membrane; endoplasmic reticulum; cytoplasm. Gene Ontology annotation, molecular function: calcium channel activity.
UUCCGGGUCGGCGCCCCGGAAGCGGAAGGGAGGCCUCCGUGCUGUCAAAGUUUUAGUGUUCCCCGAGGGUCGGUCCCGCGAAGUCUUUUCGCGGGUUCCCUGGCUCGUGAGCGCUUCGCCCGUGGAGGGUGGGAGCGCAGGGACGAGCGAGAUGAGCACCAUGUUUGCAGACACGCUGCUCAUCGUUUUUAUCUCCGUGUGCACCGCGCUGCUCGCCGAGGGCAUAACCUGGGUCCUGGUUUACAGGACAGACAAAUACAAGAGAUUGAAGGCAGAAGUGGAAAAACAAAGUAAAAAAUUAGAAAAGAAGAAGGAAACUAUAACAGAGUCAGCUGGUCGACAACAAAAAAAGAAGAUAGAGAGACAAGAGGAGAAGCUGAAGAACAACAACAGAGAUCUGUCUAUGGUGCGAAUGAAGUCCAUGUUUGCGAUUGGUUUCUGUUUUACUGCCUUAAUGGGAAUGUUUAAUUCCAUAUUUGAUGGCAGAGUGGUGGCAAAGCUCCCCUUCACUCCUCUGUCUUACAUCCAAGGACUGUCUCACCGAAACCUGCUGGGAGAUGACAGCACAGACUGCUCCUUCAUCUUCCUGUAUAUUCUCUGUACUAUGUCAAUUCGGCAGAACAUCCAGAAGAUUCUUGGCCUUGCCCCUUCACGAGCUGCAACCAAGCAGGCUGGUGGAUUUCUUGGCCCCCCACCUCCUUCUGGGAAGUUUUCUUGAAGGAAAACAGAAUUCUUAUUUCCUAUCAUACUUUUAAGACCUUCACAUCAUCAGACUGGCAAGGCACCUGGCCACACUCUAGCUUUGAGUUAUUUCUCAGCUUAAGAUAUGAUCAAAAUGAGAAUGGCAGUUAACCAACAGGAGAGUGUUUUUUAGU